Messenger RNA from Penicillium cosmopolitanum, 684 nucleotides. RefSeq lists its product as uncharacterized. The transcript has 2 exons. The record is from RefSeq and is a predicted model, not a curated record. The coding region runs from base 1 to 684 and encodes 227 amino acids. NCBI's taxonomy places the organism in Eukaryota, Fungi, Ascomycota, Eurotiomycetes, Eurotiales, Aspergillaceae.
AUGGAAAAGCGCAGUUCAUCCCGAGACACCGAACCACCACUCACUCUGGACCCAAUAUCCGAAUGGCGCGCCUGGCAAGCCCUCUCCGUCUACUUCACCGUGCUAUUGAACCGUCAAAUCCGACGCCGGUGGCUCCUCGAACACGAAUCGAUGAAGAACAAGCCCAUGUCAGAACAUUUCCGUCCUAUCAUUUUCCUCGAACCAGUCCCAGCACUACACAAACCCAUCAUCCCGAACAACACAAACCCAACACAAACUGAACUUGACCCCGUCAAUGCAAACUUCAAUUCAAAAUACAACCCCUACAACAAACCAGCCCUAGAGUCCCUAAAAACAAAAGUCCACCUCCUCCGCGCCCGCGUCGAAAAGGGCAAAGAACUCGCCUCAGAAAUCGAACGACGCAUGCAAGACCCACGAAUCCAAUUCCCGACUCAUUUCUGCCAUACAUGCGUGAUGGGCGGCAACUGUGCCGAUGUCCUACUGACAAAGUGCGGACAUCGGGUUUGCAGGACUUGUCUCUCAUUCGGAAUUGAUGAGGAUGGUAUCUAUGAGUGCAGUAUUUGUUUUGCGCCGGCUUCGUUCGUGGUUAAGUCGCCGCUUAAUGGUGGUUCGCAGCAGAGGUCUUGCUCGGAGCAGAUUUCUAGUGUUUCUAUGAGGCUUAUGGCUCCUGGGAAGCUGGAGUGA